Molecule: messenger RNA, 2625 nt
Organism: Saitoella complicata NRRL Y-17804
Lineage: Eukaryota; Fungi; Ascomycota; Saitoellomycetes; Saitoellales; Saitoellaceae
Product: Pkinase-domain-containing protein
Exons: 2
Coding region: 1-2625 (874 amino acids)
Biological process (GO): microtubule cytoskeleton organization; intracellular signal transduction; protein phosphorylation
Cellular component (GO): cytoplasm
Molecular function (GO): ATP binding; protein serine/threonine kinase activity; tau-protein kinase activity
Source: RefSeq, a predicted model, not a curated record
AUGACUUACGCAGUCCAGCCCAUUCCCCCGCAAAGGAGUAGUUCGUUGCAGAGCACACCCACCAUUUCCUCCUCUUCACCGAAUACUUCGGCACAUACAGCAACGCAAUCUUCAUCAAAGGAUAUCAGUACUUACCGCAGGCGGAAGGCUACGAUGUUUGAGGGGUAUGCGCUUGGACAGACCUUGGGGGAGGGUGAGUUCGGGAAGGUGAAGUUGGGGUGGUGGAAGGGGGUUGAUACGGAGAGGAGGGUUGGGUUACCUGAGGGUGCGCAGGUCGCUAUUAAACUCAUCAGGCGUGAUACUCUGACCACAGCCGCUCGUGCCGCCAAGGUCCAGCGCGAGAUCGAUGUUCUCAGCCGCGUAAAGCGACAUCCUAACAUUGUCACCCUCCACGACGUCCGCGAGACAAGCAAAUACAUCGGUAUCGUCCUCGAAUACGCAUCCGGUGGCGAACUCUUCGAUUACAUUCUCAAGCAACGAUACCUCAAAGAUGCCGUUGCCUGCGGACUGUUCGCACAGCUCAUCUCGGGUGUUGGGUAUCUGCAUUCAAAGGGUAUCGUGCACCGUGAUUUGAAGUUGGAGAAUCUGUUGUUGGAUCGGAAUCGGAAUAUCAUUAUUACCGAUUUUGGGUUCGCGAAUACGUUCAAUGUGGAGGAGGUCUCUGACGACAAGGAGGAUGAACUCAAACUCUCCCGAUGUGGGAUUAAGGGAAGGGGUGAUUUGAUGGCUACGAGUUGUGGAAGUCCGUGCUAUGCGGCGCCUGAACUCGUGGUCAGUGAUGGACUAUACACGGGAAGGAAGGUCGAUGUAUGGAGUUGUGGUGUCAUCUUGUACGCUAUGCUUGCGGGGUAUCUGCCGUUCGACGAUGACCCGGCGAAUCCGGAGGGUGAUAACAUCAACCUUCUCUAUCGGUAUAUUGUGUCGACACCGCUUACGUUCCCUGAGUAUGUCACCCCUGUUGCCCGUGAUCUCCUGAGAAAGAUCUUGGUGCCGGAUCCGAGGAAAAGGGUCACGCUUCGACAGGUUGCUGAGCAUCAGUGGUUGGAGAAGCAGAAGGCAACCCUCGAACCAGUCCUGAAUCCGAGAUCUAGUCUUCAGGUUGCUGCGCCGAAUAGUGCGUUUAUGAACCGGAGUGUAUCGGAUCGUGGAGGCCCUGUGCCGCAUACGCAGUCUGCACUCGCUGCGAACCCUCAAACAAAGUUCCUUAUUCCUUCGCCUGCGCGGCAUAAUAGUGUCGCGUUGCCUGCUGUGCCUAGAAGGGUUGGGACGGGAAGUAGCGAGAGUGAGGAGACGAAGGGACAGAUGUUGCCGCCGCCUGCGCCAAAGAGGCAUACAGUGCAAGUCGAGUACGAUAAGCCUGAGGGAGCGGUGGCACAUUCGCACCAUUCGCCGAGGAAGACAAAUCUGGCGUUGCCUUCUGCGCCAGCGUUGGUGAGGAGUGUUACGGAUGCUGGGUUGGUGACGCAUAGUCCGUUGGCUACGAGUGUGCCGAAUCCAGCCUCCAUUGCACCGGCUGAGUCUGCGUCCACGGCGAAGGCCAGGCCGGAUAGUGCUAGUUCGGGGAGUGUGAGGGGAGGGAGUAGACUCCCUGUCCCUUCGGCGAAGCCUAGGCCCACGAGUAUGCAGAUCCCCAUGGGAAUUGGGAUUACAGAGUUCGAUGAGUUAGAUGAGGCGUUGGCGUUUGCUGGGCAAGCACUCGCCACCACUUCGAGUGCGAAUGGUAGCGUGACGAGUCGACCGGGGAGUAGGGCGGGGCAGUCGAGACCGGGAAGUGCGUAUGGCAGGAUGAAUUCGUAUACGCAGCGUACACCGGCUGUGCCGAGAGCCAGUGUCGCGCAUGUCGAGGCGGAGUUCUUUAAGUUGCCCACCGUCGCGGCCAGCCCGGGCGGGAGUCCGACGAAACCGACGAUUCCGAAGGGGCAUAAGAAGGGUGCGGUGUCGAUUUCGCUUGGGGCUGAGAGGGUGUUUGGGAGGUUUGGGUGGGGAAGUACGCCGACGAGUCCGAAAGUUAAUGGGUCGAGCCCGAUGCCGACGCCGGUGUCUCAACCGAUUGGGAGUCCGCUUGUUCCGACGACGAGUUUGGAGUUGAGGAUGGAGAGUAUGCAUAUUAAAGCUGCUUCGUCGCCUGGACCAGAACGUGCGCAAGGGACUGUUCUGCCACAGCCGGCUGUGCUUAAUACCCCGGUACAGACCCGGGCUAGCCCGGUUAAUAAGAACGCGAGUCCGAAGCUGGCGAAGUCGAGUAACUCUAGUCCGGCGAGCCAGACGAAGAGGCGUACGAUUGGGGCCUUUUCGUUUGGUAUGAGGAGUUCGAGCCAGAAUUCGGGGAUGUCGAAGCUUGCGAAUGGGGAGUCUCCGAAGGGGAACCCCGGUACUCCCCCUCGUGGAUCUGCAAUCCCGAGGAGUGUGACGCAGCCUGCGAUGAUGAACAAUUUGUUGCAGGAUUCGGCGACGAAUGGGAACCAGAAUGUUGGUAGCCCGAGUCCGAACUCGAAGGUGGCGAAAGGGAGGGGGGACAAGAAGUUCACCUCGGAUGCUUCUGCGCAGAGGAGUGGGAGUAGUGGUGCGGCGAGGAGAGUGAUGGAUUUCUUUAGGAUGAGGAGUCGUGCGAAGAAUGGGCUCUAG